Echinops telfairi (small Madagascar hedgehog) is the source of this 3367-nucleotide messenger RNA. It is a transcript of the gene MEIS1, whose product is annotated as Meis homeobox 1. The record is from RefSeq and is a predicted model, not a curated record. Gene Ontology annotation, biological process: positive regulation of transcription by RNA polymerase II; embryonic pattern specification; animal organ morphogenesis. Lineage: Eukaryota; Metazoa; Chordata; Mammalia; Afrosoricida; Tenrecidae. The coding region runs from base 697 to 2094 and encodes 465 amino acids. Gene Ontology annotation, molecular function: RNA polymerase II cis-regulatory region sequence-specific DNA binding; DNA-binding transcription activator activity, RNA polymerase II-specific. The transcript has 12 exons.
CACCUCUCCGCCUGUGCAACACACACUUUACACACGCACGGGGACUGCAAGCGGGCUGCAUCGAUCGCGGCUCCUUUAAGACAAACUCAGACAGACAUUUUUUUCAACCCUCCUCCUCCUCUAAUCUCCCUCCAGUGCAGCAGUUGCAAAGAGGGAGAGAGAGAGAAAGAGAGAGCGAGAGAAGAGAGAAACUGAUUAGGAAUUAGGACUGAUUCAAAGAAAGCGAGCGCUAGGGCUUUGUGCAUUUGAAUAUUAACAUUUGAGGUGUUCUGACCAGAAGAAGACAGAGCGGAUGAUCAUUCAUUCCCCACGUUGACAACCUCGCCUGUGAUUGACAGCCGGAGUGGCAGAAAGCCAUGAGAUUUGGUAGUUGGGUCUGAGGGGCGCUUUUUUUUUUUUAACAGAAUUUUUGGGGAGAGAAGAGAAGACCUGCUUUUCUUUCUUUCUUUCUUUCUUUUUUUUCCUCCCCCCGCUGCUGUCUUGGAAACGGAGCGCUUUUAUGCUCAGUGACUCGGGUUCUUUGCUUCGGGUUCCUUAGACCGAAGAUCUGGGACCGGUAGCUCACGUUGCUGGAGACGUUAAGAGAAUUUUCGCCGUUUUUUUUUUUUCCCGGGACUUUGCGUAUUCGUUUCUUUUCACACUGGCCUUAAAGAGGAUAUAUUAGAAGUUGAAGUAGGAAGGGAGCCAGGGAGGCCGAUGGCGCAAAGGUACGACGACCUGCCCCAUUACGGGGGCAUGGAUGGCGUAGGCAUCCCCUCCACGAUGUAUGGGGACCCGCACGCUGCCAGGACCAUGCAGCCGGUCCACCACCUGAACCACGGGCCUCCUCUGCACUCGCAUCAGUACCCGCACACAGCUCACACCAACGCCAUGGCCCCCAGCAUGGCUUCCUCCGUCAAUGACGCUUUAAAGAGAGAUAAAGAUGCCAUUUAUGGACACCCCCUCUUCCCUCUCUUAGCACUGAUUUUUGAGAAAUGUGAAUUAGCUACUUGUACCCCCCGCGAGCCCGGGGUGGCGGGCGGGGACGUCUGCUCUUCAGAGUCAUUCAAUGAAGAUAUAGCUGUGUUCGCCAAACAGAUUCGCGCAGAAAAACCUCUAUUUUCUUCUAAUCCAGAACUGGAUAACUUGAUGAUUCAAGCCAUACAAGUAUUAAGGUUUCAUCUGUUGGAAUUAGAGAAGGUACACGAAUUAUGUGACAAUUUCUGCCACCGGUAUAUUAGCUGUUUGAAAGGGAAAAUGCCUAUCGAUUUGGUGAUAGACGAUAGAGAAGGAGGCUCAAAAUCAGACAGUGAAGACAUAACGAGAUCAGCAAAUCUAACCGACCAGCCCUCUUGGAACAGAGAUCAUGAUGACACGGCAUCUACCCGCUCAGGAGGAACCCCAGGCCCCUCCAGCGGUGGCCACACAUCACACAGUGGGGACAACAGCAGUGAGCAAGGUGAUGGCUUGGACAACAGUGUAGCUUCCCCCAGCACAGGUGACGAUGAUGAUCCAGAUAAGGACAAAAAGCGUCACAAAAAGCGUGGCAUCUUUCCCAAAGUAGCCACAAAUAUCAUGAGGGCGUGGCUGUUCCAGCAUCUAACACACCCUUACCCUUCUGAAGAACAGAAGAAGCAGCUGGCACAAGACACGGGACUCACUAUCCUUCAAGUGAACAAUUGGUUUAUUAAUGCCCGGAGAAGAAUAGUGCAGCCCAUGAUAGACCAGUCCAAUCGAGCAGUAAGUCAAGGAACUCCUUAUAACCCAGAUGGUCAGCCAAUGGGAGGCUUCGUAAUGGACGGUCAGCAACACAUGGGAAUCAGAGCGCCAGGGCUGCCAAGUAUGCCAGGGGAGUAUGUAGCUCGGGGUGGUCCAAUGGGUGUAAGUAUGGGACAGCCAAGUUAUACCCAACCCCAGAUGCCCCCGCAUCCUGCUCAGCUGCGUCAUGGGCCCCCCAUGCAUACGUACAUUCCUGGACACCCUCACCACCCAACAGUGAUGAUGCAUGGGGGACCGCCCCACCCUGGAAUGCCAAUGUCAGCAUCAAGCCCCACGGUUCUUAAUACAGGAGACCCAACCCUGAGUGGACAAGUCAUGGACAUCCAUGCUCAGUAGCUUAAGGGAAUAUGCAUUGUCUGCAAUGGUGACUGAUUUCACAUCAUGUUUUUUUCUGCAAUGACUGUGGAGUUCCAUUCUUGGCAUCUACUUUGGACCAAGGAGCAUCCCUAACUCUUCAUAGGGACUCGUAAAAAGCAGGAACUAUCAACCGAAGUCAAUUUGGGGGACAAGCUAAAUAACUAUAUGAGACAUUAAGAGAACAAAGAGUGAAAUAUUGUAAAUGCUAUUAUACUGUUUUCCAUAUUACGUUGUUGCUUAUAGAUUUUUUAAAAAAAAAUGUGAAAUUUUUCCACACUAUGUGUGUUGUUUCCAUAGCUCGUCACUUCCUCCAGAAGCCUCCUUACAUUAAAAAAAAAAAAAAAAAAGCCUUACAGUUACCCUGCAAGUGACAGGAAAGUCUGAUUUGCAGGAUUUUUAGAGCAUUAAAAUAACUAUCAGGCAGAAGAAUCUUUCUUCUCGCCUAGGAUUUCAGCCAUGCGCGUUGCUCUCUCUCUCUCUCUCUCUCUCUCUCUCUCUCUCUCUCUCUUCUCUCUUCCUCUCUCUCCCUCUUUCUAGCCCGGGGCUUGAAUUUGCAUGUCUAAUUCAUUUACCCACCAUAUUUGAAUUGGCCUGAACAGAUGUAAAUCGGGAAGGAUGGGAAAAACUGCAGUCAUCAACAAUGAUUAAUCAGCUGUUGCAGGCAGUGUCUUAAGGAGACUGGUAGGAGGAGGCAUGGAAACCAAAAAGGCCGUGUGUUUAGAAGCCUAAUUGUCACAUCAAGCAUCAUUGUCCCCAUGCAACAACCACCACCUUGUACAUCACUUCCUGUUUUAUGCAGCUCAAAAACAUAGACCGAAGAUUUAUUUUUAAUAUGUUGACUUUAUUUCUGAGCAAAGCAUCAGUCAUGUGUGUAUUUUUCCAUAGUCCCACCUUGGAGCAUUUAUGUAGACAUUGUAAAUAAAUUUUGUGCAAAAGGACUGGAAAAAUGAACUGUAUUAUUGCAAUUUUUUUUUGUAAAAGUAGCAGUUUGGUAUGAGUUGGCAUGCAUACAAGAUUUACUAAGUGGGAUAAGCUAAUUAUACUUUUUGUUGUGGAUAAACAAAUGCUUGUUGAUAGCCUUUUUCUAUCAAGAAACCAAGGAGCUAAUUAUUAAUAACAAUCAUUGCACACUGAGUCUUAGCGUUUCUGACGGAAACAGUUUGGAUUGUAUAAUAACGCCAAUCCCAGUUGUAGUCGUUUGAGUGCAGUAAUGAAAUCUGAAUCUAAAAUAAAAACAAGAUUAUUUUUGUCA